UCCAGGACAAUUCUCUCUCUGUCGCUUCGAGCUCACACUGUGAGCAGCUCUUUAGUCGGGUUUUGUUAAUGGCAGAUUUCGAUUUCGUCGGCUCGAUUGGAGCGGAAUAGACAGCGGCAAGGGAGUAAAACACAUCCGAUGGUCCUUUCUUGCUCUUCUUCUCCUCUGCGGUCUUCUUACUGUAGAUGGGAUCUCUGGAAAAGAGCACCUCGCUGAAGCGAACCCCGCCGGUCCGCUCCGCCAGCUUCUGCCGUUCGUUAUUCCACCGACCGAGAUCCAGACUGGCCCGCUUCCUGCUCUUCGAGAAGGUCGACUACUUUCAAUGGAUCCUGACUGCUGCGGCGUUUUUCUUCGCCGUCAUUCUCUUCCAGGCCUUCCUUCCUGGCUCUGUUCCGGAUAAAUCUUUUGCCAGAGGCAAUGUUGAGGGGGAUCACGGACCUUUGCCGGGGAAUUACUGGGAUUUGGACUUCGGGGAGGGGAUACGGUUCGUGCCGGCGAAGCUUCUGGAGAGAAUCGAGAGGGAGUGGAAGGAAGCGAAUUCAACUUUGAUGGCGUUAGGCAGGCCAAUGAAGCGCGCGGGGAUUAGAAAACCGCGGCUGGCACUGAUAGUUGGAGGGUUUUCAGCGGAUGCCAUGCAGCUGCAGAUGAUCAGCAUUGCUGCUGCUUUGAAGGAGAUAGGAUACGAGAUAGAGGUUUUCUCAUUCGAAGAUGGCCCUAUGCGUACAGCUUGGAUAGGGAUAGGGAUGCAGUUGACUGUCCUACUCAAGCACAUGAAACAGGAAAUCACCAUAGAUUGGCUAGAUUACGAUGGCGUACUUGUGAGUUCUGCUGAGGGCGGCCUUGUUCUUUCAUGUCUUUUGCAGGAGCCUUUCAAAUCUGUACCUGUCAUAUGGACCAUACAGGAUAGGUCUCUUUCUGUUCGUUUUAGUGAGUAUCUUAAAAAGGGUCAGACUGGACUUGUCAAUUAUUGGAAGAGAAUUUUCGACAGAGCUACUGUUGUAGUAUUCGCAAACUACUUUCUACCGAUCUCGUAUUCAACAUUUGACACGGACAACUAUUUUGUUAUUCCAAGUUCUGCUGCUGAGGCAUGGGAGGCAGUUUGUUUUCUUGCCUCAAAUAACCUGACCGAUUUGCGAAUUAAUAUGGGCUAUAAGUCAGAGGAUUUCCUUGUUGCUAUUGUUGGCAGUCAAUUUGAAUACAGCGGUAUGUGGCUGGAGAAUGCACUUGUAUUACAAGGAUUAGCGCCACUUCUCCUAGAAUUUUCUUAUGGCAAUUCUUUUUCUUUGCUCAAAGUUGGCGUGUUAAUUGGGAACUCAAGUGGUUCAUAUAAGUCGGCUUUGAAGGCUGUUGCUCAAAACUUUGGUUACCCAAGGGACAGUGUGCAGCUAAUUAGAGGCAAUGGGGAUGAAUACAGUUUCCUUAGUACAGCAGACCUUGUGAUAUAUGGAUCAUUCCUUGAGGAGCAAACUUUUCCACAGGUUUUGCUGCGUGCUAUGAGUCUUGGAAAGUUGGUUGUUGCGCCUGACCUUGAAAUAGUUAGAAAAUAUGUUGUUGAUGGGGUGAAUGGUUUUCUUUACCCAAAGGAUGAGCUUAACAAAUUAACACUGGUUUUACGUGAAGCAAUCUCGAGGGCAAAAUUAUUUUCCUCAGCCCAGCAAAUUACAUCGUUAGGGAACGCUAGAAAUCUAAUGGUCUCGGAAACUAUUCAAGGCUAUUUAUGGUUACUGGAAAAAAUCCUUAAACUUCCAUCUGAAAUUUCUUCUCCUAAGGCAAUUGCAGAUUUACCUUCAAAGUUGAAAGAGGAAUGGCAGUGGCAUCAAUUUGCUAAUCUAAGAGAGAUGAAUGAUCCAAAUAAAACUAUUCGAAGUUAUGAAAUUCUUAAUAAGAUAGAAGAAGAGUGGAACCAAACAAAUGUGACUUAUUUUCACUCCAGCUUUGGUGAACAAAUCUCCAGCAUAAACUGGGAAGAAGAAAAUAUAAUUCAGAUGGUAAAUGCUAAAAAAAGGUUAGAAGAAGACGAGUUGAAGGAAAGAAGUGACCAGCCUCGUGGAACUUGGGAGGAAGUCUAUCGAAGCGCUAAAAGAGCUGACAGGGCAAAAAAUGAGUUGCAUGAAAGGGAUGAGAAGGAACUUGAGCGGACAGGCCAGCCUUUGUGUAUAUAUGAACCUUAUUUUGGUGAAGGAGCUUGGCCUUUUCUGCAUAAUAAUUCACUGUACCGUGGAAUUGGCUUGUCAUCCAAAGGGCGCAGACCUGGAGCUGAUGACAUAGAUGCUAAUUCCCGUCUGUCUAUUCUUGGUAAUGCCUAUUACCGAGAUGCCUUGAGUGAAUAUGGAGCAUUUUUUGCUUUAGCUAACCGGAUUGAUAGAAUACACAAGAAUGCUUGGAUUGGUUUCCAGUCAUGGAGAGCUGGGGCUAGAAAGGCACGCUUAAGUAAGAAGGCUGAGAUGGCGCUCAUAGAAUCCAUCCAGGCACGGAAACAUGGAGAUUCAUUUUACUUCUGGGUUAGCAUGAAUGAGGAUCCAAGGAACCCUCUAAAACAAGAUUUUUGGUCUUUUUGUGAUGCAAUCAACUCAGGAAACUGCAGGUUUGUUUAUUCUGAGGUGCUGCGGCGGUUGUACAAUGCUCCACAAGUUUGGGAUUCUUUGCCUGAAAUGCCACAAGAUGGGGAUACUUGGUCUGUUAUGCACAGUUGGGCAUUGCCUACAAGAUCUUUUCUCGAGUUUAUCAUGUUUUCAAGAAUGUUUGUUGAUGUCCUGGAUGCAUUGAUGUUUGACGAGCACCAUCGAAGUGGCUAUUGUUACUUGAGCUUAGCUAAGGAUAGGCACUGCUAUUCUCGAGUUCUCGAGCUGCUCGUUAACGUGUGGGCAUACCACAGUGCACGUCGGAUCGUGUAUGUGAAUCCAGAAACUGGAGCCAUGCAGGAACAGCACCACCUGAAGAGCCGACGAGGUAAAAUGUGGAUCAAAUGGUUCUCAUUCGCCACCCUCAAGAGCAUGGACGAGGACUUAGCUGAAGAGUGGGAUUCCGACCAUCCUGACCGCCGGUGGCUGUGGCCGUCAACCGGCGAGGUUUUCUGGCAUGGAAUCUACGAGAGGGAGCGCAACAUUCGCCACCAGCUGCGGGAGAGACGGCGGCAGCAGAGCAGAGAUAAGCUCCGCAGAAUGAGAGGCCGUAUCCGCCAGAAAUCUCUCGGCAAGUAUAUAAAGCCGCCGCCUGAGGAUAUUAGCGCUGUGAACGUUACAGGUAGCUGAUCUCAUUGUGUUUUUUUGCGAUUGGAUUUAUAGGUUUUUUUUUUUUUUUUUUUAUAGUUUUCUUUUUUUUUUUUUGGUUAUUUGAUUUUUGGUAGUGCAGCAUUCUCUGAUUCUGUUCUUAAAACCAUUGGUAAUUCCAAAUGUAUAGAUAGUUGUUUUCAGUUACCUUAUUGUGUUCAUUCAGAAGCAAGUUUUGUGUUUUAUUUUAGCCCAGAUCUAUCAAUUGAUCCUGUAACGAAGCAAGGUUAUGCCUAUGGGAUUUCUGUUCUAUACA
Molecule: messenger RNA, 3525 nt
Organism: Dendrobium catenatum
Lineage: Eukaryota; Viridiplantae; Streptophyta; Magnoliopsida; Asparagales; Orchidaceae
Exons: 14
Coding region: 186-3251 (1021 amino acids)
Molecular function (GO): glycosyltransferase activity
Source: RefSeq, a predicted model, not a curated record